Alternaria alternata is the source of this 1650-nucleotide messenger RNA. RefSeq names its product Arginase/deacetylase. Gene Ontology annotation, molecular function: metal ion binding; agmatinase activity. The transcript has 3 exons. The record is from RefSeq and is a predicted model, not a curated record. Bases 301 to 1533 code for a protein of 410 amino acids. NCBI's taxonomy places the organism in Eukaryota, Fungi, Ascomycota, Dothideomycetes, Pleosporales, Pleosporaceae.
CGUCACCACUCAUUCUCCGCCUCAUCCCUUGUCGGAUCUUUUCGAUGCUAUCAACCACCAUGGACGUGGUUCUUCUUAGCUUCUGAAGCGCAAUUUCGACUGAGUGCCAUCGUCCCCAGAUACACGAGGAUGGACCUGCCUUUCUGGGAUGCCCCGCAACACGCCGGCUGCGGGAUCGGAAUGACAUCGACGCACGAUAAGACGCGGUUUACAUAAUUGUCCGCCCUACACGCCAGCCCACAUGUACAUCAGUCCGAUGGUCCUUUGCUACAAUCUUUGCGAUUGUGCUACACAGACAUCAUGCGGUGGAAUUGGAUAGCCGUUGCUGCAAGUGCAGCUUGCGUCUCUUCACAUGCAACUCAUCAUGUCGACGAACAAGCUUUCUCCCAGGAACGCUUAGAUGAGCUGGAGAGGAAAUGGGGUACAGAUUGGGGGUUCUCUGGUAUCUCGACCUUCGCCCACCUACCGCACACGCGCUGCUUGACGCACCCAGAGACGACAUACGAUAUCGCCAUCCUUGGUGCUCCCUUCGAUACCGCCGUGUCUUACCGACCUGGAGCUCGAUUUGGACCACGUGCAAUCCGCGCAGGUUCAAGCCGUCAGACAUCCUUCCGUGGUUUCAAUCCCCGCGCGAACUUGAACCCCUACACGUCAUGGGCCAAGAUUGUAGACUGUGGAGAUAUACCAAUCACACCUUUCGACAAUACUCUGGCAUUGAAACAGAUGAGUGAGGCUUUUCUUGAGCUUGGAAGAAGGCCUGCGACCGAGAAGAGCACAGAGAGCGGUGUGCAAUAUCUUAAGAAGCCGAAACUGCUCACGUUGGGUGGGGAUCACAGCAUCGCACUCCCAGCCCUGAGGGCUCUCAAGGACGUGUAUGGGCAGCCAAUUGCCGUAGUACACUUUGACGCUCACCUGGACACAUGGCACCCCGCGAAAUACCCAUCUGCUUGGAUCGACCAAGAAGACCCCUCUACCCAGUCUUUCUUCAACCACGGCAGUAUGUUCUGGAUCGCAUCAACAGAGGGCCUGAUUGCAAACGACUCGAGUGUACAUGCAGGACUAAGGACAAGGCUUUCGGGUGACGAGCCAGAGGACUAUACCGACGACUCACAGCAAGGCUGGAUUCGCAUUGCAACAGAUGACAUCGAUGAGAUCGGAGUCAAGGGAGUGAUCACUUCGAUCAUGAAUCGCGUGGGGACCGAGAUGCCAGUCUACCUAAGUAUCGAUAUCGAUGUGAUCGACCCUGGGCUAGCACCAGGCACCGGGACGCCAGAACCGGGUGGUUGGACUACGCGUGAACUCAUUCGCAUUCUGCGAGGUAUUGAAGGCAUGAACGUAAUUGGUGCCGACAUAGUUGAAGUCAGCCCAGCAUACGAUGGUUCAGCAGAAACCACAGGAAUGGCAGCCGCACAAGUCGCUUACGAGGUGCUCACGAGCAUGGUACGGAGGGGCCUUAUUGAUCAAGCACGAACAAAGGCGACGGCGCACGAGGGAAAAGAUGAGGACAAGAAUGAGAACAAGGAUGAGCUCUAAGCUUGAAUAUACUUCCACGAAGCUCAAUCCGUCACAAUUAUGGUCACCCACCGCAUCAAUGAAGUCAAAGCGAUUGUAAUUUGAAAUAUUGUGCAUUGUAAUAUUUACGAAGAAGUC